Messenger RNA from Amoebophrya sp. A25, 4242 nucleotides. NCBI's taxonomy places the organism in Eukaryota, Dinophyceae, Syndiniales, Amoebophryaceae. The record is from the annotation of a GenBank genome assembly.
AGGAAGUUUAUAUUAGAUGAGUAUCUACUUUUGAUGUAGCACUACUAGUUUUGCUGAUAUCAGCAUAUCAGGGAAGUCCAACAAGCCGUAGUGAUGAUGCUGUAAUAACGUGCGAUAACGAGAAGUCCAUGGCUACUGACUAGCGCCCCCGAACAAAAGCUUGAUGGAUCAAAAAGCUUUUCUUGAGACAUGUCGCAGGAGGAGCCUCGGCGACGGCGGAGUUUAGACGUAACUGGUGGCUAUGUUCAGUUGUUGGGUCGUCAUAGCAAAAAUGCUGGGAACAGUAAACCUCAUAGCAAAAGUAGCGGAAGCCAACAGUCUGAAGAGGAGCCGAGAGGAGCUAGAAUUCGCUUUCCGGGGGAAGCCGCAAGAGGACUUCUGGGGGAGGCGAACAUGCAGCUUUCACCUCCCGCUGCGCGAAUUGCUCGGGAGGAACCUCCCAUCGAUGUACCACCUCCGAUGACGGGAACUGCAAUGAUGAAGGCUGCACCGGCAUCGUCGGGUUUGAUAUCGUCGAAUUCUAACACAGGGUUGAUAUCUGAAGAAACAGGACAGCUGCAAAUUGAGGUCGCGUCGCUCGGGUCUCGACACGAACGGUCCACCCAGUUGAGCCAAAAGGCACGAGGACCAAAGGAGCAGGAACAAAUAGUAAUAAGUGGAAACAGCACGACGUCUUCUAGAAGUGCUCCUGUUGGCACGGCGCACCAGCCAGAAGAUGAACCUUCCCAGGACCCUCGUCCAUCUGCUCCACUUCCACCGCCAAAGCCAUUGUCUGAGGCGCUGCAAAUGAAAAAUACUACUUCAUCCAAGAAGUUAUUGGCACUUAUUCCGUAUGCGAACAGCGCAGUGGUGCCUGGCAGCAACACCAGCUGCGUGACUACGUCCUCGCUAGGCUUUCAUCCCGGUCGGGCGAAAGCGACUCAAAUUUCCUGUGUUGUCCUCUCGGAUGAGCACAAACAGCUUCUGGAGGCCGGUCAAGUAGGCAAAAAAGCAGGUAAGGGUCACACUAGUAAAGGCACGGCUAAGGGAACAAAAUCGUCGUCGUUAGGUUCGUCCUCUGGGCCUGCGCCUCCUGGACGUGCAAAAACUGAGAGUGGGGCUUCGAGAUCUUCCGCGAUAGUGGUUCCAACAGUUAGUACUGCUGGUGGCGCCGCAAUCGUGGCGCCUAGUGCGCAAUACCGGGCAACUGCGAGCGCAGUUGCGGAGCUGCUCCCACCAGGGAACACGCGAGACGAGGUGGUGGCAUGCGUGCGGCACUGGGUUGUGAACUACCGCUCAUUGUUAUGACAGGAGAAAGAGUACUUAAUACUCAAAUUCAGAAAACUAGCUACUUUCCCACUUAUAAAUCCUAGCUACUUUUUUAUUGAGUAUGGGUACCCUUUUUUCCUGUCAUAAUUGUCCGGGAUAGAGGUGAGUGUUACUGAUCCGAGGUUCGAGGUGCCAGCCUUUGUCGCCAGCGGGCACAGAAGCCGCGACAUGUAUCGCACUAAGCAAGGCAUGGCAGACCCGAAAAUCGGCCAUCGCGAGAACAAUAUUCCGUUGCGCACAAUUCUCUCCAUGCUGGUACGUUUUCCGAAAAAGCGGGAUGACCUCCUCGGUCGGCUUUCGUUCACCAGACUUCGCACUCUUGAGCAAUUUUUGAGGAGCGAAUUGAAAGCCGAAAAAAUCCAUGAAGAAAUAUACAGCGACAUUUUCCAGAAGCAUCGCAGUACGUUGCAGCGAAACGCUGACGCACAAGAGCCACAAACUACUACGUCAAGCACACGACUGCAAAAGAAUGCUGCUUGUAUCACCGGAGAUGACCCUGCGGCGCGGCUCGACGAAUUCAAGGCUGAUGUCGAGAAAGCGAGAAAGAAAAGGGUACUACUUAGCUUUACGUAUCUAUUAGUUUUACAACUACUCAAGAAGAUGCGGAAUUCCUAUAGCGUUGGCGUUCUAGUACACCACUUUGGUAUUCGUUUUCAGAAACCCGAGAGCAGUGGAUAGCGGAGAAAAGAAGUCAAAUUGAACUUCUUGAAGUAUUCUUAGACGCCUAGUAGAAGUUUGUCAUCACUUCCCACUAUCUAUGAGGUCCAUCCUCUGCUGCAGCAAGGUGUCGAGCGGGUCGCUCUCGAGAGUCUCGUCCAGCCGCCAGGAGGCUCAACCAUUGGGGCUGCGGCUAAGAAUAUUGAUUUGGAUGCAAAAAUCCGAGGCAACCAGCAUGUUGCCUUUUCGGAUCUGAACUUCGCUGCUGCGGCAGAACCUCGAGUGAAAGAACUGAAUACAAAGGCUACUGCCGUUCGGUCACACUGGGCUGCACAGCAAAACCUCAAUGCUAGCACUAGCAGUUCGUCUUCGCGUCCUCGUCUUCGCUCAGGAGUGGAUGUUGACGAGGCCGUUGACGGUCAAGAAGUAGAGAACGGUUUGUCGCCAGCUUUUUCUGAGUUUGCCGGGAGAGGAGGAGAGACAGAGACGCCUUUUGAUUUUUACAAUCCGGAGUUACAGACAACAGGUCGCAAAAGAAUACGCAUCAUCCCGAAAAGCACGAAGAGGAAACGAAGAAGAAUUAUGUUGGUGGAAUAGAGUUUUCUUUUCUCAUUUCGAUUUCGAAUAAAUGCGUCCGGUGAUGGCGGUUAUUAUGUAUUAUUAGUUUAGUAGACCUCAUUAUACAUUGUUUUUGUAUAUUUAUACGAGGACCUAACAAAGUAUUAACACUGUCCCUUCUAAACAACAGGAGAGGGCUGCUGCCGCAUCGAGCGCGUCAGCAGGAGUUGCUGUUGGCAGUGGAGAGCAGGAGGAUGUUGAUAUGGAUGCACUUUUCACAGCUGGAAGUUCUAUGGAGAGCAUCUUCUUUAUGUCCAAGGAGAAGGACCUUGAGGGAGAACAAGUAGAACGAGAGGUGAAACCAAUGACAAAAGUAGCCGUGGAUGGCAAGAAAAACCCGACUUGGAGUCCAAAAAACCUGAAAAAAGGCCAAAAGAAGCUUGUAGGGGGUGACGAAGAUGAUGAUAACAGCAGCAGCAGUCCUGGUCCAGCAGAGCAAGUAGAAGAAACCAGAAGUUCUUCUUUUCAGUAUGCUGAAGUAAAUGUGAGGUAUGAGGUACGUCCAGACGACCGGCUUGGACGCGCUUUGGGAGCUACGCGUCUUGUGCGGAUCAUCGAGCCAGCCUCGACUUCAGCAGUCUUGACAGGAAAAGGGCAGGCUGCAGCUUCAGGUUCGACACUCCAGCAGGCUCCAGCGGAUUCUUUGGGCGGGACGAAGGCUCAGCUUGCGCCAGUUGGUGCAGUGAACGCAUCGUCUGCACUCAACGCGGAGAACGCCACGUCGUUGUCGUCUUCGAGCGAGGUUCCUAGAGCGUCGGCUGCCGCUGCGUCGGCUGCUGCGUCCCUUACAAUAUCGUCUGCAGUGCCUGCUGCAUCAUCGUCUUCGGCGGCUGGCGCUUCUUCAUCGAGGUCUGCCGCGGCUGCUACAUCGCCGCUUUCUAUCGUGCCUCCCGAUGCUGCAUCAUCGUUACACCCAGGAGCCGCAGCUUCUGCUGCCGCCAGACCUUCGCAGGAUCAAGAGAGGAGUCUACCCGGUGUGAAGAAGGAGGCAAAACGUCGCGUCCACUGGGCUACGCCUCUUGAUACGGAGCACGCCGUUCCAGCCGAAUCGGCAGAUAGGGGUCCCCUCUUUCCCACUGAAAUCCUAGGCACAGCAGGCGCUUUCGACGAAGAUGAAUUCAAUCUUAUGAAGAACUUGUUACAAACGAAGAGGAAGACAAGGACAACUGAACUAAAUACAAAAACAAGAGGAAGAGGAUAACUUCUGAACUUCUGAAAUGAGCGUUUUUUUUUUGAUUACUAAGAAAGUGUCUAGUAAGCUUCAGGUUAACGAGGUUAUUUGAUAAAUCUGCACGAUCUCGUCCAUUUCGCAUAUUCGACCAUCUUCAUUAUCCGCUAGACUUUCUAAGAAUUAUGCUGAUGUCGCCCAAACCGACGCACUGGAGGAUGUGUUGAACGAAGAUCGACUCUCAGAGGUCGGUGACGAAUCUGAUGACCUCGCUGACCUCUUUCGAGCUGGAUGAUGUUGCCUCGGGGAUCUCUUUCGUGCUGGAUUCCAGUUGUUGUAAUGGAGGCUUUGUUGCGAGCUUCCUUGCGAAAAGCAUGUUGAUCAUGAUGUCUCCCACAAUUUUUAAUGAACAAAAUCUUGAUGACCAAUAUCUCUUCUACUGGAAAAAACUAAAGAAAUUUCAUUCAAGACAGUGGCUAGCUGUCAAGCUG